Messenger RNA from Chenopodium quinoa (quinoa), 381 nucleotides. RefSeq lists its product as uncharacterized. The record is from RefSeq and is a predicted model, not a curated record. NCBI's taxonomy places the organism in Eukaryota, Viridiplantae, Streptophyta, Magnoliopsida, Caryophyllales, Amaranthaceae.
AUGCAAUGCAUACCUUCCAACCAAUCGGCCAAUCACGCUAUCCUUGCCUUGAUUCCGCUUCUGCAGCAGUAUAAAAUCUCGGUCCCUUACCUUGAUGCCUACAGCUCAACUUCUUUUCUAGUGAUGUCAAGAAUCUGCAAAAUACUGCUUUUUCUUUUUCUUCUUCUUGGUCUCUUCUUUCUAAAUGGCAUCACGGCUACACCACGAAUGCCCACUUCGCCGAAAAAGGGGGCCGCUUUCUUCCCCCCAAAAAUGCCAGUUCCACCAUCAGGGCCCAGCAAGCAGCAUAAUUCUGUUGUGGAGCGGUCCUUCAUUCCAGCAACAGUAGUCUAUGGUUCAAACCGCCUUGUUCCAUCCGACACGAAUCCCCUCCAUCAAUAA